GCCCCCGCAGGGCACCACCACGGCUCGCUGGGUACGAGUGCUUGCAGGGAUCUGGAGUCGCUGCCCGCACUCAGGGCCACCUUCUAAUAUAUUCUUUACGAUGGACGACGUGGUGAAGGUCGGGGACUUUGGGCUGGUGACCGCCAUGGACCAAGAUGAGGAAGAACAGACGGUUUUGACCCCGAUGCCUGCUUACGCCAGGCACACAGGCCAAGUGGGGACCAAGCUUUACAUGAGCCCAGAGCAGAUUCACGGCAAUACUUAUUCCCACAAAGUGGACAUCUUUUCUCUGGGCCUCAUCCUCUUUGAACUGCUUUACCCAUUCAGCACUCAGAUGGAGAGGGUCAAGACAUUAAGCGAUGUGAGGGAUCUCAAAUUUCCACCACUGUUUGCUCAGAAAUAUCCUCGAGAA
Molecule: messenger RNA, 412 nt
Organism: Gracilinanus agilis (Agile Gracile Mouse Opossum)
Lineage: Eukaryota; Metazoa; Chordata; Mammalia; Didelphimorphia; Didelphidae
Product: eukaryotic translation initiation factor 2-alpha kinase 3-like
Exons: 4
Biological process (GO): protein phosphorylation
Molecular function (GO): ATP binding; protein kinase activity
Source: RefSeq, a predicted model, not a curated record